ACCUGCAAAAUUACACGCACUUCAUACAUUAUGACAUGACGUUUAAUUGUUCCCAUUCUUGUUCUUUAUUAUUGAAGAAAAUGGACGAGACACAAGGUUUGGAUUGCCUUCACCAAGAUGAAAUCAGCCGGCGCCGCUUUCGUCAAAGGACGAGAUAUGCAAGGUUUACACCUACACAAAGAGCAGAAUAUAUUCAGAAGUCAAUGCAAAAUAGGAAGAGGAAACGCAAUGCACAUUAUACUCCUCCAAACACAAAUCAUUGUUCUGAAUUCUCAAAUGGGAAAACACAAAAUCCAUCGCUAAAUUUCGCUAUGGAGGACAACCUAAUGGAGUCAGAAACGAAUGGACAACAACUACAGGAAGUCCAUCUUUCCCAACCCCAUGAACUGCGGACCAUGGCAAAUUGCCGAUUUUGUCAGGGUAAAAGGUUCCAAUACGAGCCUCCAACUUUUUGCUGCCACAACGGAGAAGUAGUUCUAACAAGCCCAUCUGUCCCAUCAAGGUUACGUAACUUGUUCACUUCUCAAACUGUUGAAGCUUUGGAAUUUUGCAAACACAUCCGUGCCUAUAAUAGCAUUUUUGGUUUCACAUCCUUUGGCGUCACGUUAGACAAAAGACUUGCUAAUUCAACAGGAGGAGUUUACACAUUUCGUGCACAAGGGCAAAUUUACCAUGAAUUGCCAUCUUUGAUUCCAUCAGCUACUUCUCCUUGUUACUUCCAACUAUACUUCUAUGAUACUGAUAAUGAACUCCAAAAUAGGUUAGACAUUAUGGAAAACAAGGAGGUCAAAAAUAAAAAACCGUUACUUAGCCCACACAUUGUCAGAACACUAAUGGAUGUGCUAUCUACAAACCCUUUAGCCAUGUUUCUUAGGAGACUAGACCACAGUUCCUUGGAUUCAUGUAGAAUACACAUAAGGACUGAUGUCAAGCUCGACCAAAGGGUUUACAACUCCCCAUCGGCUGAUCAAGUGGCUGCAAUAUGGAUAGAAGGAAAUAAUGCAAAUGUCUCUCAUGAAAGAGAAAUUAUAGUGCACUCAAACUCUGGACAUAAACAUAAAGUGCAACAUUAUUAUGGUUGCUAUGAUCCGUUGCAAUACCCGUUAUUAUUUCCUAGAGGUGAGGUUGGAUGGCAUCAAAAUAUCAUGAGAAGAAUUCAAGCUCGCACUAGCAAUGGUGCAUCAGAUAGGCAAAAUGAUUCGUCUUCUCACAGUUUCAAAUCAGCUGAAGAUAUUUUUAGACAAGAACAAGAAGGUGUUGAUGGUUCUAAUACAAAGAAGGUAUCAUGUCGAGAAUACUACUGCUAUAAGUUGCAAAUUAGAGAUCCCGAUCCUUCAGUUCUACUUCUAUCCGGUCGACUCUUGCAGCAAUAUGUUGUUGACAUGUAUAUAAAAUUGGAAAAUACAAGGUUGGACUACUUCCGGCAAAAACAAUCAGACAUAAGGGUUGAACUAUACCAAGGGAUUGUUGAUAGUGUAUUAGCUGGUGAGAGCAGGGGAAGUAUGGUGGGAAAAAGAGUUGUAUUGCCUGGAUCCUUUGUUGGUGGCCCGAGAGAUAUGCGUCGCAGGUACCUUGAUGCAAUCGCAUUAGUCCAACGCUUUGGGAAGCCAAACCUUUUUAUCACAAUGACAUGUAACCCUGAUUGGAAGGAGAUCAAAGACUCCUUAAAACAAGGCCAACUUGCACAAGAUAGGCCAGAUUUAACCGCUAGAGUUUUCCGAGCAAAAUUGCAAGACCUAAAAGAUCAGCUUUUUAAAAAAAGCAUUUUUGGAAAGGUCGCUGCACAUGUUCAUGCCAUUGAAUUCCAAAAGAGAGGUUUGCCUCAUGCUCAUAUGCUAAUCAUUUUGAAGCCAGAGUUCAAGAUUACCAGCUCGGACAAAUUUGAUCAAUUUGUAUGUGCAAAACUUCCAAAUCCAAUCCAGUUUCCUGAUUUGUAUGAGAAGGUUGCCAAACAUAUGAUGCAUGAGCCUUGUGGAGUAUUGAACAAAAAAAACCCAUGCAUGCGUGGUGGCAAAUGCAAAAACCGUUACCCCCGCUCUUUUGCAGAGGAAACCUUGCAAGGAGAAGAUUCUUAUCCAAUCUAUAGGAGAAGGAAGGAUUCCUUUACAGUUCAUAAGCGCGGCGCUAUAAUGGAUAAUAGGUGGGUCGUACCUUAUAAUCCAUAUCUUUUGAGUAGAUAUAAUUGCCAUCUUAAUGUUGAGAUAUGUUCGGGGGUGAAAGUAGUUAAAUACCUUUACAAGUACAUAUACAAGGGCCAUGACAAAAUUGUAGUCGACAUAAACCAUAAUGAGAGGGAUGUUGUCAUUGAUGAAAUCAAGCAAUUCCAAGAUGAUCAGUGGGUGUCAGCACAAGAAGUGAUGUGGAGAAUAUUCGAAUUUGAGCUGUAUGAAAUGUAUCCUGCCGUUAUAAAUCUACCACUACAUCUGCCAAAUAAGCAAACAGUUCCAUACGGGGGAAAUCAAGAUUUGGAGAAUAUCAUAAACUCUGAUACAGCUUCCAGAACAAUGCUUACAGAAUUCUUCAAAUUUUGUCUGAACGAUAAAGGGAAAACACCAUACCUUUAUAGAGAAUUUCCUGAGCACUUUGUGUGGAAUAGGAAAGGCAGGUAUUGGAGCAAAAGGAAAAUGCGGGCAGUUAUUGGUCAUAUUAACAGUGCCAAUCCGGUUGAAGGUGAGAGAUAUUACUUGAGGGUGUUGCUUAACCAUGCUAGAAGGCCUACAUCUUAUGCUGAUCUGCUAACCGUUAAUGGGGUCAAAUGUUCGUCAUUCAAAGAAGCUGCUGAGAAGAGAGGAUUGCUGCAAACAGAUAAUUGGCUCUCAGAAUGUUUAGCUGAUGCUGCCUCUUUCCAAAUGCCACAAGCUCUGCGUCAUCUUUUCGCAGUAAUUUUAGUAUACUGUGAUCCAAGUAAUGUAAGGAAGUUAUGGCAAGACUAUUAUGAACCUAUGCCAGAAGAUUUCUUACGGCUUGAAGGCGCCAAUGAGGAGUUGCGUUUGUUAAAGACAUUAAAAAGUAUCGACCUGUUCUUGGAAAGUAUUGGCAAGAGUAUAAAGGAUUAUGAUCUACCAGCUAUUAAAUCACAGAUAGUUGAAAAUGAGAGUUUUGAAAAAAGGGAAGUACUUGAUGAAUUAGCUGUCAAAAACCCUCCUGAAGAUUGUUUAGCACUUGAAAAGUUGAACCCGGAGCAGAAGUAUGCUUAUAACGUCAUUCUUGACCAUGUGAAUAACAACAAGAAUGGGAGUUUUUUCAUUGAUGGCCCUGGUGGAAGUGGGAAGACGUACUUGUAUCGUGCUUUACUGGCAACAAUCAGAUCAAAUGGGAUGAUUGCCCUUGCGACUGCAACGUCAGGGGUAGCUGCUUCAAUCUUACCUGGUGGACGUACAGCUCAUUCUAGAUUUAAAAUACCAAUUGAUGGAAAUGAUUCAAGUGUAUGCAAUAUACCAAAGCAAAGUGGCACUGCUGAGUUGAUACGUAGGGCUAAGUUAAUAAUAUGGGAUGAGGCACCUAUGGCCAAGCGAUGGGCUAUUGAAGCAUUAGAUAGAAGCUUGAAAGAUAUUAUGAGUACUAAUUCUGUGUUUGGAGGCAAAGUUAUUGUAUUUGGAGGAGACUUCCACCAAGUUCUCCCUGUAGUACCCCGAGGUACAAGAGCUGAAACAGUGCAUGCAAGUUUAGCAAAGUCAUAUCUUUGGACCGAAAUGCAGAAGCUGAUAUUGAAAACGAAUAUGAGGGCUCAAUCUGACUCAACUUUUAGUGAUUUUCUUCUUCGCGUAGGAAAUGGGGUUGAACCAACCGUAGAUGAAAACAUGAUAGAAAUCCCUGAGGAUAUGAUAGUGAGAUAUGAGGGUCGUAGCUGUGAAAGUUGCUUGAUUAAUGCCGUUUUCCCAUCUCUUAAGGAAAAUGCUAAUUCAGCAGAGUACAUAACUCAGCGUGCUAUUCUUGCUACAAGAAAUGAAUCCGUUGACAUGAUUAAUGACAGGCUGAUAGCAACCUUUCCUGGUGAAGAAUGGAAAUAUGUUAGCUAUGACGAGGCAAUUGACGAUACUCAUUGUUAUUAUCCAGAGGAGUUCCUUAAUACUUUAACCCCAAAUGGCCUUCCUCCACAUGAGUUGGUGCUUAAAGUUAAUAGCCCAAUUAUGUUAUUGAGAAAUCUCAACCCAAGUGUAGGACUGUGUAAUGGGUCCAGAAUCGUAUGCAAAGGUUUUGAACGUAAUGUAAUUCAUGCAGAGAUCACUUUAGGACAACAUGCAGGAAAGCAGGUUCUACUAAACAGAAUCCCUCUUUUGCCAGCUGAGAAUGAUUCUUAUCCCUUUCAAUUCAAGUGUACACAAUUCCCAAUUCGUUUGUGCUUUGCAAUGACAAUUAACAAGGCUCAAGGACAAACAAUACCGAAUGUCGGAGUAUAUUUACCUCAACUAGUGUUCUCUCAUGGCCAAUUAUAUGUUGCGUUAUCUCGGGGCAUUUCAAUGUCAACAACUAAAGUCCUCAUCAAGGCGGAAUCAAAGCGACAGAGGAAGAAGGACUAUGCCAAGAAUAUAGUCUACAAAGAAGUCCUGACUUCAUAAGCGUA
Molecule: messenger RNA, 4564 nt
Organism: Rhododendron vialii
Lineage: Eukaryota; Viridiplantae; Streptophyta; Magnoliopsida; Ericales; Ericaceae
Exons: 3
Coding region: 36-4559 (1507 amino acids)
Biological process (GO): DNA repair; telomere maintenance
Molecular function (GO): DNA helicase activity
Source: RefSeq, a predicted model, not a curated record